This is a messenger RNA of Closterium sp. NIES-67, 2053 nucleotides long. The record is from the annotation of a GenBank genome assembly. NCBI's taxonomy places the organism in Eukaryota, Viridiplantae, Streptophyta, Zygnematophyceae, Desmidiales, Closteriaceae.
CAGCGGCAUUCUGUACCUCCCCCCAUCGCUGAUCUAAACGAACGCCUUCCCCGUUGUUCCCUCCCCUUGAGAAGCAAACAGCAAAAGCAUCAGUGCUUCUAAAGCGACUCCAUUUAGUCAUGAGCUCAAUCGGCGCCAUGGCUGUGCGCCGCUUUUCCAGCAAGCCGCGCGUAAGCGUGACGGAUUCCGACGAGCGAGAGUCCGUCAUCAUCAUGCUUCCCGACGGCUCCAUACGCCUCUUUGACAAAUCGCCAGACGCGCUCGAGCAACUCACAGCCCAGACCGUUCUCUCCGAGUACCCCAACAUGAAUCUCUCAUCGCUCGAAGCUCUCGUCGCUCCGAACGCGUCGCUCGCGCCAGGCGAGACGUAUUUCCUGACGCCGAAGCGCGCGCUGUCAGCCACUCGACCACCAUUGACCCCGCCUUCGAGGGACGGUUCCCACGCUCGCUCCCGCGGCGUGUUGCCGAAUCUCCCGCCGCGGAGCCACCAUGGCGCCGCAAGCGACGGCCAGAUCCCGUUAGUGCGAGACGGGUCGUUCCACCGAGAUUGUAACGACUCGGAGUCGUGCCAUAAUCGGGAGUCGCACGCGGGCGGGCCGGGGGCGUUGGAGAUACCGACGCGCGCAUCGUCGCCGGGGUGCUGCAGCGCGCGCAGCGAGGAGAGCCUCGACUUCAGCUUCGUCGCGCGGGAGUGCUUCGGCUCGGGCCGACACGGCAGCUUUGGUUCGGGCCGACGCGCCGGGUAUGAGAAUGAGGAGGAGGAAGAGGCGAUGGACCAGCCUGCGCUGUACAAGUCCAAGACUUACAGCGGGAGCCAUAACCUGAGAGGGAGCGGCAGGCCACAAGCGGAUUUCGCGAAGCAUCAUAUCGAGUUGUCGCCACACCGUGGCGACGGUCGGCACAGCAGAACACCGUCCAUCGUCCCUUCGCCAACGUCGUCCGUGUCAAGUGUCAGCACCAGCCAGCGCGACUCGCACAGGCUUCCUCCGCGCCCGUCGCCUCCCCCGACACCGAAUCCGUUCCUCGCUGAGAUCGCUGCCCUUGACGAAGAAGACUGUAUCGCGAACUUUGCGGCGACAGUCACAACCACAGGCACGUCGACUCGCGCGCCUCCCUUCUCCUCUUCGCCGUCCGAAGGGUUGUCCAUCAAAGCUAAGGUCCUCGCGACGCUCGCUCACUUCAAGCCGCGCAAUCUACGGCGCAAGAAGAUCCAAUCCUCCGCUGUGACGAGCGACGAGGCUGACGGCGUCACGGCUGGAGUCGGAUUCUGCGAGUCCGAGUCAGCACAGGACUGGGCUGACGUGGACAGCCGGCUGUUCAUGACGGACACGCGGAUUGGGCACCGACAGUCACGAAACCGAGGCGGCGGUGCACAUCCGCGCGGGGGAUAUCCGCAGCAUUUGCGUGACGGCGUCGCAUGGGAGGCUCCGUCGCAAGUUACUUUGGGCGACCACACGGCUCGCGACAGUGGCACGCAUUUCGCACGGCCUGGGGUUACUUCGAACGAUGCUGCUAGUAGCAGUUAUUAUCGUCAGUUCCAGAUGUCUCCGUCCCCUACAGCGGACUACGGCGCUUCGUUUUCCUCCAGAAUCUGCCGGAGUUGCAACGGAAUGAGCAGCUGCUGCUCCUGCGAAGCGCAACCUGUCGCAGAGUACAGCGUGCGACGACGAGGCUAUGCGUCGCAGGGUUCUUCUCGGCAACAGAGCCCUGCGACGAUGCAAGUGCGAGUGUGUGACUUCCUAGACGAUGGCCCUAGGCACAGGAGUAACGAUUACAUUAUGCCUCCAACGAAUCAGAGGUUCUUGUCAGGACCCAUUGGGCCGCACGCCAGCUUCUAGACUAGUAAACCUCAAACCAUAGCCCAUAGCCGUGUCCUUCCACGGAUAUCCAUGUCCUGGAGUUGCCAGGCACAGGUUUCUCACGCGGAACGUUUCUGGCCUUGCCAAGGCCCAGAGGUGGUGCUUUCAUCAAGCCCAUCAUCCAGUGUGCUUGGUCUUAACUGAUUGAUAUGUGCUAUGAACUAAUUCAGCUGUUUUUUUCCAUUCUUUCAUUU